This is a messenger RNA of Lepidothrix coronata (blue-crowned manakin), 1631 nucleotides long. It is a transcript of the gene SPATA46, whose product is annotated as chromosome unknown C1orf111 homolog. Gene Ontology annotation, biological process: fertilization. Lineage: Eukaryota; Metazoa; Chordata; Aves; Passeriformes; Pipridae. Gene Ontology annotation, cellular component: nuclear membrane. The record is from RefSeq and is a predicted model, not a curated record. The transcript is spliced from 2 exons. Bases 264 to 1229 code for a protein of 321 amino acids.
UGGCAGAGUGCCCGCCGAGGAAGGGACGUGCUGCAGCCGCGGGGUGGGUGCCGUGCUGGCGCUGGUGUUCUCAAACAUGCUCUGGUCCACUGGAGGAGGAAGGGAACAGAGAUGGGAUGUGAGCCAGGCUGGAAGGGCGAUCCCAGCAAGGACAGCUGGCCUGAAGCUGCCUGCCAGCAGCAUGGGAAUGCAAUCUUGGGGUCAGGGAGGCUGCUCCUUCAGCCUCGCAGAGGCUGUGGGCAGCCAGGCCAUGCCAGGGCUGCAUGCAUGGGGGACAGCAUGGGGCAAGACAGGGUAGCAGUGAGCCCAGGGCUCCAGGCUGGCACUGCCAACACACCGAGAGCUUCUCUUACCUGACACCAAACGACUUGGAAAGCAGGUUGAGGAAAGAAAGAGAGAGAGAGCAUUUACCAAGGGAAUGGCAAGGGGAAGGCCUGUCCCUUCCACACUGCCAGGUGGGGUGUGCUGCCAACCCUCUGCCUGGACCUACCACGCUACCUUGUGGAGAUGGGACUCAUGUGGUGUCAUGUCACUCAGGCCCUGGCAAAGCUGCAGGGGCUGCAGUGGGGGCACCCACAGCCUGGGCUCUGCACUGGCCACCCCACCAAGGCUCCCUCAGCCCAGCCCAGACUAGGUCUGUGUGGUGGGUGGCAGUCGGUACUUUCUGGGGACCCAGUGGGUUUCUGCAGUCACACCCCACCUCUGAGCUACACUGGUUUCUCCCCCAUGUCUUCUCAGCAGGACUCCUUGAAGCAGUGGGUGCUGCCCCCAGGAGUGCCAGCUUGGACCCCCCAUGGCUGCCCCCAUGCCAGUGUGGCUCUCCAUGUGAUGGCUCCAGCCAGCUGCUGGGUAAGCCUGGUGCUGCCAGGGCCUCAGUGCCCACCAGCAUCCUGUGCCCAACUCCACCUCUGCAUCCCAGGGGCAUGUACUGGGACAGAGCCAACCACCUUCGCAUCCCAGCCCCUGAGAGGGACAGGCUGGCCAGCAGCAGAGCCAGCAUCAUGGUCCAGGACAUCCUCACCACUUCCCAGCGGCAGACAGUGCUCCAGUGUGGCUACCAGUGCAUGUUGUGUUGCCGCAUCUUCCCCACAUUGUGGUUGGUCAAGACCCAGAUCCAGCACAGCUCCCAGGAGGGCUACAGCUGCAACGGGUUCUACUGCAGGCUCAAUGCCCUGGGGAAGCAGGAGCUCAAGGCUCAGGAGGCUGCAGCCUCCAGGCUGUCCAUGUAGCCCCACCAGCCAAGCAGCCACCACGGGAGGGCACUGCUCCAUCGCUCCUGCCAGCGGCAGAAUAAAUUCUUUUAGGAUCAGCCAGCCCUGCCUCUGUGCUGCUCUUCCUACGCAACACUGCCAUCCUUUGAGAGGCUCUUCCCUACUUUUCCUUCCCCAGCAGACAAAAAUCUCCUGAGCUCCUAAAAGUGCUGCUUAGCAUUUCUGCACCUCUGUGGGGAGCUCUGCAGAUGUCAGGAACCCACUGGCACCAUCAAGCUGUUGGGUCAGCCCUAAGACAAGCUUGCGCUGUGCAGUGGCUGAAGGGGAAGACUGAAACCCUUCUACUCCCAGAGGUAUUCAGAGCACCUUACUCUCAUGGGUAGCCUGUGGCUGGCACCACAACAGGGGUCCCACAGGGGA